AGUUCAAAGUGACACCGUCUCGGUUUUGCUUGACCAGUAGCGUAACCGUUACGAGGGAAUCGCGUACGUACAUAUACGUUCCGUUUGUUUUCGAUCGUUUCUCGCCCCACGCUGUCGAAAGCGCAGUGAUAUGACCGACAUUAUGAGACCUGUGUCACCGAUCACACCGGUUCGCUUGGCGACCAUCCAAAAACACGCACGCUGGGAACAGUACAUUAACGCGCUACUGGCAGAUUUGCAGAACACAGUGUCGUCGGAAGGGAAUCAUGUUGGUAGCAACGCGACGCCUGGAUAUGGAUCAUUGAACGGCGCCCGAACCACAGCGUACAGAUCGUACGAUAAUCGAACUUCGCCUCUUCCGGCACAAUCGCCGACUUACCAGAACCGCGAGGCCAUCGAGGAGACCAUCGGGAAAACCGGUGCCGGAGGGAAAAUGCCCUCUUUGAACAACAACCUCUCGGAACUGGACACUCUGCUCCAAGACCUGAGCAAUGCUCGUUACAACGCGCACUACCAAGAAAGAGACAAUCGAGUAUCCUCCGGAGGAACGAAUGGAGAUUCUAGUCCGAUGCUCCGAUCCCCAAGCAGCAUGUCUGCCUCGAGGCCGACCGUGGACUCGUUGCUCGAGGAGCUGAGCACCGCGGUUCCGAACGGCGAUUACACUUCCGACGGAAGGGUUAAGGUUACCAUUCAGGAAACGUCCACGGAGAUCCAGCCCGUCUACGAGGGUUACCCAUCCAGGCAGGGCUCGUUGAAUCGCGCCGAGGUUCAGAGAGGCUACACGAACGGCCACACGGCCAGCAAUGCCACCAAAGAGCUCGACGAUCUGAUGGCUUCUCUGUCCGACUUCAAGAUCAAUAGCGGUUCCCAUCAACAUCAGACGGUGACCGACUCGCCGUACGCGAAGCCAAACAAAGCGACCAAGAGCUCUCAGAGCCCGCUGCCGCCCGAGGGCACGCAGACACGAGUCCACAUCACCGAGACCCACGCCACCCAUCACUAUCAGCACGGAGAGGCAUAUUCACCGCAGCCGGCCGUUCAGACCAAACAGAAUCAGUUGGAUUCUAUGCUAGGUAACCUCCAGGCAGACAUGAGUCGUCAAGGUGUGAACACCACUCAGAAGGGAUGCUGCAACGCCUGCGAGAAGCCGAUCGUCGGACAAGUGAUCACCGCACUGGGGAAAACCUGGCACCCGGAACACUUCACCUGCACUCACUGCAACCAAGAACUUGGCACUCGGAACUUCUUCGAGCGGGAGGGCCAACCGUACUGCGAGCCGGAUUACCACAAUCUGUUCUCGCCCCGUUGCGCUUACUGUAACGGUCCCAUUCUAGACAAAUGCGUGACCGCCCUGGAGAAAACCUGGCACACCGAGCACUUUUUCUGCGCCCAGUGCGGCAAACAGUUCGGCGAGGAGGGAUUCCACGAGAGGGACGGGAAGCCCUACUGCCGGGAGGAUUACUUCGACAUGUUCGCGCCGAAAUGCGGCGGUUGCAAUCGCGCGAUCAUGGAGAACUAUAUAUCCGCCCUGAACAGUCAAUGGCAUCCCGAUUGUUUCGUCUGCAGGGAUUGCAAGAAACCGGUGUCCGGAAAGUCGUUUUACGCGAUGGAGGGCAAACCCGUUUGCCCGAAAUGCGUGGGCGUCGACGACGAGGAAGAGGAGGAGGAGGAGGAAGCAUAAAUGCGACGCGUGAUCUGCGUUCUGCGGGUUGCUUCUCGAUUUCUUAUGUAAAAAUGCCCCCGAUUCAUCCCCCCUCAAUGGUCUCCAUCGAUGCGGAGCCUGUUAUAUGCCCUCCCCCCCUGUCCCCCUAUUUUCUCAACAGGUGUUUAGCCGGUUCAACGGAGGAAUGCAUCGACGAUGGCUUGGUCGUCGUUAGAAUUCCGCUUCGAAAUACGUCGAAUAUCGCACACCCACCGAAAAACACAGAUAGACACAAACGCGCACAGGAUAGAUGUACAGCGUACACAAACCCUUAGGGCAUCGUCGAGAAUCUAUGGUUAUUGGAUCCGCGAACUUUCUUUAAGGAUUUUUCAAAUUGUAAAUCAAGUUACCUCUUUUUUUUUUCUCGUAGUCUAGAACAAUCUCGAUUAAUGGUCGAUCGUAAGAGCUCCGUAAUAGCAGUUUCUAGUAUUGUAUGACGAAUAAAAAAUAAAGAAAAAAAAAAAUGAAAACAAAAACACACACAAAUACAGAA
Messenger RNA from Dufourea novaeangliae, 2195 nucleotides. RefSeq names its product paxillin-like. Gene Ontology annotation, molecular function: actin binding; muscle alpha-actinin binding. Bases 131 to 1681 code for a protein of 516 amino acids. Gene Ontology annotation, cellular component: Z disc; stress fiber; adherens junction. The transcript has 9 exons. Gene Ontology annotation, biological process: muscle structure development; actin cytoskeleton organization. Lineage: Eukaryota; Metazoa; Arthropoda; Insecta; Hymenoptera; Halictidae. The record is from RefSeq and is a predicted model, not a curated record.